Molecule: messenger RNA, 2683 nt
Organism: Alnus glutinosa
Lineage: Eukaryota; Viridiplantae; Streptophyta; Magnoliopsida; Fagales; Betulaceae
Product: (E,E)-geranyllinalool synthase-like
Exons: 12
Coding region: 30-2501 (823 amino acids)
Biological process (GO): diterpenoid biosynthetic process
Molecular function (GO): terpene synthase activity; magnesium ion binding
Source: RefSeq, a predicted model, not a curated record
CAAUAGGCUCACUAUUGAUCCUUUGUAUCAUGGAUUUAUCACAGUCCACAAUCCAAUCUCUAGUUUAUAAGAUGAAGCAAAAUAUUUUCUCAAACCCAUGCGAUCACUACUCCUUCAUUUCUCCUUCUGCUUAUGACACUGCAUGGCUAGCCAUGAUACCAGAUCCACACCAACCUUCCCAACCCAUGUUCAAGAAUUGCUUGGACUGGGUGCUUCACAACCAGAAAGAAGAUGGCUCUUGGGGAGACUCUGAUGCCCAUGGCAUGCCCACCAUUGAGUGCCUCCCUGCAACUCUUGCUUGCAUAGUUACACUCAAAAAGUGGAAUGUCGGGACAAUUUGUAUAGAGAGAGGGUUGGCCUUUAUCCAUGCAAACACGGAGAAGUUUCUCAGAGAAAUGAACAACGAUUCUCCUCGUUGGUUUGCUAUUGUUUUCCCUGGAAUGGUUGAACUUGCACAUACAGUUGGUGUAGAGCUUUUCUUCCUCCACAGAUCAAACGGAGUGGUAUCAGAGCUAUUCAAUAGGCGGCAACAAAUUCUUGAAAAUGAGAAACUUGAAAAUCUCCCACUUUCAUAUCUUGAAGCACUGCCUGCAUCUUAUGAUAUUGAUGAAGAUGAUAUAAUUAAGCAUUUAAACGACGAUGGCUCAUUGUUCCAAUCCCCCUCCGCCACAGCAAGUGCUUUUAUGGCCACUGGAAACAACGAAUGCAUGGCUUAUUUACUAUCACUUGUUCAAAGAUGUGAUGGUGGAGUUCCAGCAACCUAUCCCAUCGAUGAAGAGCUCAUAAAGCUUUGCAUGGUCAACCAGUUGUUCAGGUUGGGCCUGGCUGAGCAUUUCGUCCAAGAGGCGGAAGAAGUUUUGGCACAAGUUUACAGGAAUUACUUGAAUCAAGAAUCACGGGAAAAACCAAGCAAUUCAAUUGAAGCACAGCUAUUUAAAGACUCGUUAGCAUUUCGGUUCCUACGCAUGCAUGGUUAUGAUGUAUCGUCGGAUAGCUUUUGUUGGUUCUUACAUCAUGAAGAUAUUCGAGAUCAGAUAGAAAAUAACCAUGAAUACUUCUCAACUGCAAUGCUUAAUGUCUAUAGAGCUACAGAUCUUAUGUUUUCAGGAGAAUAUGACCUUCAGGAGGCUAGAUCAUUUUCAAAGAAAUUACUUGAGAAAACCACAUCAUCAAACUUGCGAAGAUUGAUUGAGCAUGAGUUAAGUCUUCCAUGGUUUGCUCGACUCGAUCAUCUGGAACAUAGGAUGUGGAUUGAAGAAAAGGAUUCCAAUAUUCUCUGGAUGGGAAAGGCUUCUCCCCAUAGGUUAUCAUGCCCUCGUAAUGAUGAAAUAGUACGCCUUGCCAUGCAAAACUAUGAGUUUAGGCAGUCAGUAUACAAGAAAGAACUUGAGGAACUGAAAAGGUGGUCUAAGGAUUGGGGUCUUAGUGAUAUAGGAUUUGGUCGAGAGAAAACUACCUAUUGCUACUUUUCUGUUGCCUCCAGCUGUUCCUUGCCUUACAAUUCUGACAUACGCAUGAUGGUCGCAAAGAGUGCAAUAAUUAUUACAGUGGCUGAUGAUUUCUUCGACAUGGAAGGUUCUCUAAUUGAGUUGAAGGACCUCACUAAUGCAGUUCAAAGAUGGGAUGCUAAGGGUUUGAGCGGCCAUAGUAAGAUUAUCUUCGAUGCCCUUGAUAAUCUCGUAAGGGAAAUUGCCACAGAAUACCUCCAACAAGAAGGACGUGACAUAAUAAACAAUCUUCAAGAUAUUUGGUAUGAAACAUUUGCUUCGUGGUUUACCGAAUCCAAGUGGGGUAAAACUGGAAGCAUACCUUCAAUGGAUGAGUACCUUGAAACUGGCAUGACGUCGAUAGCCGCACACACCAUUGUUCUUCCAGCUUCAUGCCUCUUAAACCCAACUUUACCAAUCUCCAAACUCAGGCCAGAACAGUAUGAAAGCAUUACAAAACUCCUCAUGGUUAUCGCUCGUUUGUUGAAUGACGUACAAAGCUUCCAGAAGGAACAAGAUGAAGGGACAAUAAACUCCGUUUUGCUCUACUUAAAAGACAGCCCGGAGGCAGACAUUGAAGAGUCAAUCGCUUUUGUGAGAGAGAUAGUUGAUAAAAAGAAGAAAGAGUUUCUUGAACAUGUUCUUAUGGAUGGAUAUAGUGAUUUGCCGAAACCAUGCAAGCAUCUCCAUCUAUCGUGUUUGAAAGUAUUUCAGAUGUUCUUCAACUCUACCAAUGGAUACGAUUCCAACACUGAAAUGCUUCAAGACAUUAGUAAGGCAAUCUAUAUUCCUAUUGAAGUUGGAAACUCAAAGCGAAUUCUGAAGCCUCUGCCUCGUUGCUCUGGAACAAAGGAGGAAGAUAAUCUGACAACCAACUGUUAUAUCAACCGGCCGCGGCCCUCAACGCAUUACAGGAGAAGUUUUGGAACACCGCGGGUUUCUUGGUCUGCUUCAAGAGAUUAUGGAUAUGGGAAAAUGUUUAUAGCACCAAAAGUUAGGUUUUGUUUCACUUAAUUCAGUCCCCGAAAUCAGUAUUUGCUACCUAUCUCUGGCGCGGCUCUUGCAAAUUGCUAUACUGCUGUCGGUGUUAUAUAUAUGGCGUAUGUCAAUCAAAAUAAAGUUGUUUCGCUUCUGUAGUGUGUCUUUCUUAAUUAUGUCAAUGUCCAAUGUAUUAAGACAAUAUAAUAAUUUCAGGU